Molecule: messenger RNA, 2187 nt
Organism: Lachancea nothofagi CBS 11611
Lineage: Eukaryota; Fungi; Ascomycota; Saccharomycetes; Saccharomycetales; Saccharomycetaceae
Source: the annotation of a GenBank genome assembly
AUGGAUAACCCUGAAGGUGGCAGCUUCAGUACGCCACUUAAAAGACGAGAGCCUGAAACUCGUAAGCUAGGUUCCGUAUCUUACUCGAACAGAACGCAUCCCAUUUCGCGCCCAGAUGAAGACAACGUAAACAAAGAGAAUGAAGAACAAUUCGAGACCUCUGGAAGCCGGCGGAUUACAGACAACUCGCCAUGGAAGCGAGCACGACUAGCUCGCUACGCUAGCCUGCCGAAACAGGACCUGUCUCGCAACAGCAUGGACUCUUCGCCUGCUGUGAUAGAAAUGCUGGAUCGAACUGUUAACGGCCAAGACCAGCAACUCCAUGAUGAAGGAAUGGACGAUGUCCAGGAAGAAAUCUCGGAAGCUAUCAGCAGUGCAGUGAGAGAUAUUUCCCACAGCGAACUCCCCAAUCACGAAAAUGAGCAUCAAACUUCGUUGUUCCGCAACUUGUUAUCACCUGCAAGCGGAGGCUCACCAGAGAAACGCCAACUCACACCUGAGGGAACUCGCGAUCCAGAUAUGUCCAAUUUGGAUAGCUUAACGCCGCUCAAAGGCUACGUCCAAGGCUCGGAAAAUGGUAUAAUUCAAACGCUACAAAGUCGCUUCCGUCAAGAGCUUAGCACGUACGAGCAGCUAUUACGCACAAAAAAUCAGCAAACAGAUGAAUAUCGCAAAAAAACCGUGUCCUGCUUUGAAAAGAUCAAGACACUGGGCGACAAGUUGGACGAUCAGAAACUAGCAUUUUCCUCUCUUUGGGGAGAACACGAAGUAUUAAAAGCGUCACACGCCGCCCGGGAAUCCAAUUGGGAUGUUCAGGCUCAAGAGCUAAAUAAGGUAUCGGCGGAUAAAAUAAAUCUCGAGGAGAGAGUCAUAAAAUUAAAGUCGAAACUGUCAGAAGUACGCAAUGAGAUGAAGAUGCUUAAUCAAAACUCCCAAAUACUGCAGGGGAAAUUCCAGGUUCAGAUUCAAGACAACGAAACCUUCAAAAAACAAAUUUUAGCACAUGAAGAAUUCGAUAGCAAGCUCCAGUCGAGGAUGGAAAAUAUCAAAACCGAAAGGGAUCAUCUGAAAGUUGAAAAAGAUCAACUGGAAAUUGAAGUAACGACUUUGAAAAAUACUAAGUCUGAGCAUGAGCUUGAAAGCCGAAUGCUUCGCCAAAGAUUGUCCAAUCUCGAAAACCAGCUCCACGACAAGGAAAACACAUGCAAGGAACUACAAUAUACCGUGGACUGCUUUGAGGAUACCAAAAGACAAUCUACGACGGAACUUGAGAACCGUGUCAGUGAACUGUUGAAGGAUAACAAGCGUCUACUUGGAGAAGUAGAUGCUGCAAAUAUUUUACAGAUCGAGCUCAACGAAAGCAUGUUAAAGCUCAAUACUUCAGAAAGCGACUUGAAGGUGGCUGAUAAUAAACUAAAAGAACUCCAGGAAAAAUAUACGGAAUUAGAGACACACGCGGUUCACCUCGAUGAUCAGUUGAAAGAUGAUCAGGCUAAGCUAGAAAAUAUCACUGAUCUAAUGGCUAUAAAGUCAGCCGAGCUCGAAGAAGCAAGUCACGACGUCGAAGAACUGCGACAAACGAACUCGCACUUAGAAGAGUUUGUGAAAAUCCGCGAUGCCGCGGUGGAGGAAUGGAAGUCUAAGUAUGACGGAAAGUGUGCGGAAAACAACAAACUUUCUGUUGAAAUUGAAAGCUUUCAGUUCAAGAAUGGAAAUUUGGAGUCGGAACACUUGGUGGAACUGGAACAGCUGCACCAGCAAAUGACAUCAUUGCAACAGACUCUGCGAUCAAAUUCUGAAAAAAUCGAUUCAUUAGAGAAGGAGAAAAAGGCGCUCAGAUCCCUACUCGACACCGCAGAAAAAUCUGCAAAGCUGGAUAAUACUACUGAGCCUUUAGUCAGUAAAGACAACAUAAUUGCAGAUUUAGAGCAGCAACUACGCGAGAAAGACUCCGACGCCAGCAAAAGGUUACAGCUACUUGCAGAAGAUCUUUACAUACAGUAUUCUUCGAAGCACGAGCAAAAGGUCAAGAUGCUCAAGAAGGGUUACGAGGCCAAAUAUCAAGACAGAUUCGAAAAACUGAACUUGGAGAAUACGGAACUUCACGACGAGCUUAACCAGCUCAAUAGCACUCUGCGCGCGGAAAGAGAGGAGAAGCAGCGUCUCGUUAAAUUGCUGAACAAGUAG